Molecule: messenger RNA, 2477 nt
Organism: Columba livia (rock pigeon)
Lineage: Eukaryota; Metazoa; Chordata; Aves; Columbiformes; Columbidae
Gene: METTL9
Product: methyltransferase 9, His-X-His N1(pi)-histidine
Exons: 5
Coding region: 119-904 (261 amino acids)
Molecular function (GO): protein-L-histidine N-pros-methyltransferase activity
Source: RefSeq, a predicted model, not a curated record
CGCCCUGAGCGUGUGUGCGGGGCCCGGAGCCGGGCCGGGCGAGUGGCGUGCCGCCGGCGCCGCCGCUGCCAUGGGGAAAGAAGGCAGCGGGAGGGGGUGACUCCGCGCCCUUUCCCCGAUGAGACUGUGGCUGAGCUGGCUGUGCUGCUACACCCUGUUCCUGUGGGUGCUGAGGAGGAAGAUGUGGUCUGGCCCUGCCAGGUACCUGAGGAGCCCUUUAUCCAGGUCCCUCUACGCGAAUAUGAUGGGCAGCCACAGCCAGCCAGCCCCGGGCGCCAGGGAGAACCACCAGUGGUAUGUCUGCAACACAGAACAGUUGUCUGAAUCCCUUCAGCCUAUUUUUGUCCAGAGUUACCUUGACCAAGGAACACAGAUCUUCUUAAACAACAGCAUUGAGAAAUCAGGCUGGCUGUUUAUCCAACUCUAUCACUCUUUCAUGUCCUCAGUUUUUAGCCUCUUUAUGUCUAGAACAUCUAUCAAUGGGCUGCUGGGAAGGGGUUCAAUGUUUGUGUUUUCCCCAGAACAAUUUCAAAGACUGCUUAAAAUAAAUCCAGAAUGGAAAUCCCACAGACUUCUCGAUUUGGGGGCUGGGGAUGGGGAAGUCACUAAAGUCAUGAGUCCUCACUUUGAAGAAAUCUAUGCCACCGAAUUGUCUGAAACCAUGAUAUGGCAGCUUCAGAAGAAGAAAUACAGGGUGCUUGGUAUAAAUGAAUGGCAAAACACAGGAUUUCAGUAUGAUGUUAUCAGCUGUUUGAAUUUGCUGGAUCGAUGUGAUCAACCACUAACUGUAUUAAAAGACAUUAGAAGUGUACUGGAGCCAACUAGAGGCAGAGUUAUUCUAGCAUUAGUUCUGCCAUUUCAUCCGUAUGUGGAAAAUGAAAAUAACAAAUUGGAAGAAAAUUAAACUGAAGUCUCUUAACUUACUGCUGAAGCACAAUUUGUAAGCCUGCGCAUGGUGGCCGAUCACCAUUGUCCAUCAUUUUUCUCAUGGUUUUAUGGACCAAAGUUAAGCAGAUUCAGUGUCUGUGACUUCUACAGGAAUAAAAUGAAACUCUGCUGCUGUGUCAGAUCAACAUCAGAGCGGUGCCAGAGCAGCUACAGUAAUCUGAAGAUUGUAGCAGGACAAGUUGGUGGGGAACUUGCACCCUGUGUGGUGAAAGGCAAUAGCUUGUGCUUCCGCAGCUGAUCCCCUUGUCUUUUCCACCUUACUCUGGGGCUCUGGCCGGCCGUGCAGAGAAUUCCACGGCUUCAGUUGAUGUAGAUACUGUCUGCUGAACUUCCCAAGCCCUCCUCCCAGACCAGCUCAGCUGCACUGAAACCACGGGGCUGCUGCUGGAGCACUCUGCAGGGAAGUGCAGUAGGAUUUGACCCAGAAAUAGAUUACAGGAGCAUUUCAGACUUUGGGAAGAAAAAGCUUUUGCUAACGGUUGUUUAAUUUGUGAGUUGCAUGAAGAUAGCAGAAAUUAGCUUGAUUCUUGGCAAAACUUUUUACUGCUCUUACUUUGUAGCUAUGUUGCAAAUCAUAACCACAACAUUUUCGAUCUUGUUUAACUGCUGUCACACAGGAAAAUACAAGAAUAAAAAGAAGUCUUACCAGCACCGUGCAGAAUCCAGUCAAAUGUCAGCAUUAGCAAGUUUUUUAAUUUGGCGAAAUAUACCAUUUCUUUUAUCUCGCAGAAAAUGAUUCUGCUUGAAGGAAGAGAAACUUAGGAAAUGUUUGGAGUUGCAGAACGCUCUGAAUCACGCGAUUUAGAACUUCCUGUUUAGAAGGGUGUUUGCUAUUGCGUUUAGCAAACUGGUUAAAGGUACAGACCAAACCAGAAAAUAUUUGUCAUUUGUGGAUUGCAUUACCUCGAAAAUGAGUGAAGUGUUUUAAAUUUGGAAUUUCUGAGCAUUCUGCCUGUAAUCCUUCCGAUUAUUUCAUUGGAUAUGACACAUGAGAGCAUGUUUUCCAGCAUGCUACAAGUGUUUGGCUUCUUAGUUUUUUAUGACCCUAUUCAGUCUUUACCAGCUAGUAGGUGGCCACUGGAGGAACUGAUUUAGUAGCCAUCCAUUGUAAUGUGGUGGUCUACUGAUGGACACUUCACAGCAAAUCAUAAUUUUCAACUUGAUGACUCUGUUUACUGUAAAUACCCAAAGCCGUCUUUAGCCAGACAGUGGGCAUAAAGAAAUAAUCUUAUAAUGCUGGAAAAGAUCUUCAUUAAAUAGUCUGUCUGUACAUACCUGCUGAACACCAGCCUCACUAGAGGAAGUUACUUUUCAGCCAGUCUGGGAACUACGAGUUAAAAAUGUAUCAAAGAUAACCUUAAAAAGGAGCCACUUCUGAAGAACAGGUGAAACCUUGAACACAUCUUGGCAACAGCUCAACAAUGGCUUGUCAACCUCCUAUUUGGAGUGGAGUGGAAUAUAAUCUGUGUCAUAUGCUUUCUGUAAGAUAAUACAACACGCAAUAAAACUUUCUUUGUAAUUUAAACAAA